AUGGCGCCCAUCAACACCAACAAUGUGCUCAUCCGUCUGCAAGAACAGUCCGUCGGUGAACGUUCGUUCCUUGAAGCUUCCUUUGUCGACUACGGCGAGGUAGCUCGACUGAACGAAGAACGGGUCGACGACGUCGCCAACCCGAUCUUGGAGAAGUUUGUCAACAACCUUGGACCAGAGGGUAUCGGUACUCUGACAAACUUUACCGCAGGCGGUUUUCGACACUUCCCGUAUGCCCUAUACGCUGUUGACGUGAAGUCCCAACCUUCCUUGCGGCCAACUGUACGGUUCGCGGAACAGAAGCACUAUCUCAGUGGUAAGCAUCACCUGUAUGGUUACAAGAUCGAGGCGGCGGUCUCACCGGAUGAGCGCUGUGUUGCAAUGUCCAACGCACAUCCUGGGUUUGUGCACGAUCUUACGUUCCUGCAUACACGCCGUGAGCCGCACACGACCAACUUGACCAAGUCAGCCUGCGAAGCUGCUUUGCCUGACCAUGGUGAACUGUCAGCUGAGUACAUGACGACAUGGGCUUGCCUCGUGGACAUGGGGUUCAUUGGUGUUAACCAUACGCUGCGUGGAAUUCAUCCGAAGCGCAGCCCGCAGACUGGAUUCUUGGACGCCGCUGACGUGGAGCGCAACCUCCGGGUGUCGUCCGACCAUGUGGUCGUCGAGAACUUCUUCGGCCGCGUGUAUUCCUUCUGGAAGGUGUCCUACGCCACGUUCACAUGGGGUGAGAAGAUCUAUGGAGUCAUUCAACGCACGACAUUUGCGUUGACCAACUUUCACCUCUCGUUGAUACCCGCGCGCGCUGAAGCCGAAGACUACUAUGCGUUGGUCAUGGUACGCUACCAAGGGAUGGCGAACUAA
Aphanomyces astaci is the source of this 867-nucleotide messenger RNA. RefSeq lists its product as hypothetical. The coding region runs from base 1 to 867 and encodes 288 amino acids. Lineage: Eukaryota; Oomycota; Saprolegniomycetes; Saprolegniales; Verrucalvaceae. The transcript has 2 exons. The record is from RefSeq and is a predicted model, not a curated record.